Molecule: messenger RNA, 3027 nt
Organism: Pichia kudriavzevii
Lineage: Eukaryota; Fungi; Ascomycota; Pichiomycetes; Pichiales; Pichiaceae
Exons: 1
Coding region: 1-3027 (1008 amino acids)
Molecular function (GO): protein binding
Source: RefSeq, a predicted model, not a curated record
AUGUCUGUUCCAUACACUGCCAUUGUUCGUUUCCCCUAUGAACCGGAUCAAGAGAAUGCAGCCGAUGAUUUACCGCUAGCAAUGGACGAAAAGAUCACUGUUACAGAGAUUGUUGAUGACGACUGGUUGUUUGGUUCUAACAUGGAAGGUACAAGGUCAGGGUACUUUCCAAGAACUUUUGUGGAAAAACUAGAAGCCCCAGUUGAGGAAGAGAAAAGCAACUAUGAAGUUUCGAAGGAACCCCCAACUGAACAAGAAUCAACGGAGUCUUUAAACGGUGCUGAAACACAGGAGGAAGUAAGGCAAAACACUUCUGAGCCAAGCGAGAGGUUGAGAGAAAUUGAGGCAAACAUUGUUCAUGAACCAGAGAACUUUAAGAACAAGCUGCAAACCUUCAAUACAGCUACCGUUCCGGUGAUCCCGUCUCAAAAAUUGCAUGAUGAUUAUGCUGUGAAGAAACAAUUUCCUGUAACCGAACACCACUCUUCGUAUAUUCCACCGUCUUUUGGUGAUUCUAAGCCAAUUAAGAAGGAUGAAAAAAUUCCCGAUGUUGUAUCGGGGGAAGUUGUCAAAUCUUCAUCUGUGACAGAAGCGAUUGAAGAGCCAAGAAUGACAUUGAAAGAACGUUUGCAACUACUUCAGAAGCAACAGGAAGAAGAGCGGAAGGCAUUAGAGGCAGCACUGAAAAGGAAGGAGGAAAAGAAAAGAGCUAGGCAUAAUGUUGAGCCUUCACCAGCAGAAGUACACAGUGAGGCUGAGGAAGUAGAUGUAGGCGCUGCUCAUGACGAGAAUGAAGAUGGGGUAUCUUUACGUACCACUAAAUCACCGGAUAGACGCUCCUCUAUAAUGACUGCAAAGGAAGGUGAAGUAUUACAAGACCAGGGAAACGCUUUGGAUGAGACAGAAGAAGGAGAUUCAAAUGAGAGCGAAGAAGAUGACCUUGAAGAUACAGAAGAAGAAGAUGAGGAAGAAUUACGGAAACGAAGAUUAGCAGAGCGGAUGGCAAAGUUGUCAGGUGGUAUGGGUAUGAUGGGUAUGAUGGGCAUGCCUAUGAUGCCACCUUCAGCAAAGGCAAAGAAAUCUUCUCAACAUAAAAAGGAGAAGGCGAUAGUUUCCGAGGAAGAAGUUCCGGCUCCUGUUCCGAUUCUUCCAGUUGUUCCUGGCGGUGCACCUCCGAUUAUGGGAAUGCCUAUGCCUAAUUCUCAAACGGAGAGCCACGCUCCAAAAUCAGAUACUUCAGAGGAAAAUCAUGAAGAGAAUAUGCAUACCAAUGAUAUUUUGUCAUCACCUACAGAGUCUGCAGAACAAGAGGAUAAACCUUUGCGUGAAAAAAUAGAGCUAACUAAGAGCAGAAUUGGUUCCAUCAAAAGCUCCAAGACGAAUGGUAGUGUUACCGCAGGGUCUUCGGACGAUAAUGGAAGCGAAUUUGAAGAUACUGUAGAACACAGAGAUCAACCUCCAGCACCACCUGCAACUGUCCAUCCUUAUAGACCAAGUUUUGUAUCGGCUAGUCCAAGUCCGGUUAUUUCAAAUAGUUUACCCGAAAAGAGAGAGGUUUUGCCUACCACUUCAACAAAAGAUGCACCACCUCCUGUACCAAGUUCUCCUCCACCGAUUUCACAACAUGGCCAGGAAGAGUUGGAAACUGGUGCAACUACCGUACCACACAUUCCUGUGCCAAGUGUUCCAGUUACACAUGCGCCUCCUGUUCCAAUUUCUGCAAUUGCUACCGCAACACCAACAGCCGUGCCUGUAAUGACACAUGUACCACCACCGCCUCCUGCUGUGUCACAACGUCCACCUCCCCCACCAGUUCCCUCCUCAGUCCCUCAAGAAAUACCAGCUACGGUUCCCCCGGCAGAACGUCCACCAAUUCUUCCACCACUUUGCACCACCGAUUUAGGCUCUCCGCCCUCUGUGACGAUGUCAUCACCCCCUCCUAUACCUGGUGCUGUUCCUAAUGUUGCUUCUCCUACUCAAACCAGAGGAGCUCCACCACCAAUGCCUCCUCAAAUACCAGCUCCAACACCAGGGCACCUAACUCGUGCCGAUGCGAUUUCUCGUCAUUCAUCUGUCAGUAGUAGACCACCGAUUCCCCCAGUUCCUCCUACUUCUGCAGCUCCACCAAUUCCAAAAAGCGCUUCAAGCGUAUUUUCUGAAAGUAGCACAAGAAAACAUAGCACGUUGCAUUCACAUCCAGAACCGACACCAGGAUCAGAACCUCCAUGCCAGUCGAUAGAGACAGCACCGCCAGCACCGUUUAUUCAAAGACAGGCUACUCGGACGUCUUUGGAGAGCUCUGCCUCUACUCCAUGUAUUGCUCCCCACAUCGAAAGCAACAAUACCGAGUUAUGGUGGACCACUGAAUCUCUCCCCCCUCAAUUGAACGCUUUGGAAACAUAUUUUGAGGUUGAAGCUACAGAAAUCCCCAAAAGAGGUGGAAGGCUAACGAAGUACCUUGUUUACUACAUUUUGGAUGCACAAUUAGGUUGUACUACUUUGGAGUUAGCAUAUGAUGUUUCUGAGCCUGAGAGGAUCAUGUUUUUUCAUGAGAGUAAACAUAAAGUGAAAGCAGAUAGGAAAAAACUUAUUGAAGAAUACACUAAGUAUGGCCCUUUGGCAUAUAAUAUUGCAGUUGGAAGCUUGAAAAAAUCAUUUAGUGGGGAAUAUGUUGAUUAUAUUUUUUCACAGCUACCAGACUCGGUUUUACUACCUAUUGCUAAUAAGACUUACGGUGCUGUCGUAUACCGUAAUAAUAAUGGUGAUACCAAAUUUUAUGAUGACAUCCGACCAGGUGAUGUUUUGGUAGUGGUUAAUGCCACCUUUGAAGGUUCGACCACCAAACAUGUCGGUGUUUUGAAGCCUCAAGUCUCUAUAGUCACCAGUUUUGAUGCAGAGAAGAAUAAGAUUAAAGUCAUUGAACAAUCCGAAGGUAUGGUUCAACAGGCUAGGUACAAACUAAAAAAUCUAGCAUCAGGUAAGUUGAGAGUGUUCAGGAUAGUUGGCCGUGAUUACAUUGGCUGGUGA